This is a messenger RNA of Clarias gariepinus (North African catfish), 5007 nucleotides long. RefSeq names its product myotubularin related protein 10 (gene mtmr10). The transcript has 16 exons. Bases 686 to 2989 code for a protein of 767 amino acids. NCBI's taxonomy places the organism in Eukaryota, Metazoa, Chordata, Actinopteri, Siluriformes, Clariidae. The record is from RefSeq and is a predicted model, not a curated record.
GCACUCCCAUCUCAGCUUUUAUUGUAAACAUGGCUGCAAGGUUGGCCACAGAGCUCGAGCGCUCACUCACAUAAACCGUUCAUUGAGCAGCGGGAGGACCGAGCGGUACCAUGGAGACCCGGUACGGUGUUGUCUUUGGACUUUUCUGAAAGACGAGAAGAGUAAAAGAAGACGGAGAUGAGCAGAAUCUGCGAAAAAGAACUGACUUAAACAGCGACCGAGCUGGAAGGAGAAAAGUUUUAGCUGUGUGAAGUUUGACAGCCGCUUGGGUUGCUAUAGAGAGCUAACUUAGCCUGGCUAGCAAACUGUUUCAGCUAGCAUGACGUUAGACUAAAUAGAUAGAUGCAUAUUUAGUCACAUUGGGAUACUUUUAGACGAGGUUUGGAUAUAAUUCGAGUAAUUAACAAUUGUAAGAAGUGAUUUGAGCAGAGAACAGGUUUACACAAAGAAGGACAUCACUGUAGGGUUUAUUUUUUUGUGAUCAAUGAAGAAUUAAGGUUACUCCUUCAUCGUGGGAGGAAAGUAGUUUUGUUGCAAUCCUUAUCACAAAGUAAGAACUGAGCAUGGCAAUCCAAUGGUGCUGAAGAAAUCCUUGUUAAUCCUCCAACGCCAAAGUUUGUCCUGCUAAAAAUACUCUACAUCAGCUGCUCUGCGUUGGACAUCAACAGCUCUGUGUGUCGGAAACAUGUUUUCUCCAAAACCUCCAAAGCCCACCUUUACCUCCUACGUUCAGCCCGAAGUGAGGAAAUAUCUUCCCGUGUCCACCAAGAAGCUCGAGGCCAGACUCCUACCAGGGGAGAUCGUGGUAAACGAGGCAAACUUUGUGCGGAAGUGCAUUGGGGCAGACAGCAGUAAAGAUGACCUGUGGGGGAAGCUCAUCUGCACCAACUUCAAGGUCUCCUUUGUUACCCAUGAUUCCUUGCCACAACAGAGGUUCCAGUGUGUCCACCGCCUCUUGGGAGAUCAUGACAUCCCACUGACAUGUGUGGAGCAAGUGGUGACUGUGAAUGAUGCAAAGGGUAAGCAGAAAGUCCUGGGCUCCAAUAAGAAGCUAAAGUUUAAUCCCACUGAGUUAAUCCUGUACUGCAAGGAUUUCCGGAUCGUUCGCUUCCGCUUCGACGAGGCUGGACCUGAGAGCGCCAAGAAGGUUUGCCUCGCUAUCGCACACUACUCUCACCCAGCCGACAGUCAACUACUGUUUGGGUUCGAGUAUGUUGGUACGUGCUUCCACGGCUCCUCAGGUGAGAAGGUGAAUGGAGUGGACUCGGGGAAGGGAAUGCAGACGGCCAUGUUUGACUGCUCUUCUGACUGGGACAGGGAGAUCAAACGAACCGGCGCCUCAGAAUGGAGAGUGUGCAACAUUAAUGUGGAGUAUCUGGUCUCCCCCAGUCUCCCAGAGUUCUUUGUGGUUCCGUCUUCCUUGGCAGAUCAGGACCUGAAGCAGUACGCCUGUUACUUUAAAGCGCAGCGUCUCCCGUUAUGGUGCUGGAAUCACCCCAAUGGGAGUGCCCUGGUUCGAAUGUCCAACAUCACCGAGCCCCAGCAGCAGAGGAAACUAGAUCAAAGGAUUUGCAGUGCAGUCAUCAAAAGCCACCCGAUGCGCAGCAACGUCCUAAAGACAGAUUUGGACAAGAGUCUGCCAAACAUCCAGGAAAUCCAGACUGCGUUAGUGAAGCUGCGGCAGAUCUGCGUGAUUGAGCCCUUCGAGGAGUCUGACGAGAAGUGGCUGUCGUCCAUGGAAAGUUCACGGUGGAUGGAAUAUGUCAGGGUGUUUUUGAGGCAUGCAGUGGAGGUCAUCUACAUGCUGGAGGGGAAACAAUCCUCAGUCAUUCUGCAAGAAGAAGAAGACCGGGAUUUGAGCUGUGUCAUUGCGUCUCUGGUGCAGCUAAUGUGUGAUCCUCAUUGCCGGAGUCUAGCAGGAUUUCAGGGCCUGGUGCAAAAGGAAUGGGUGAUGGCUGGCCAUCGCUUCCUCGACCGCUGCAAUCAUUUGAAAAAGAACGACAAGGAGGAGUCUCCUCUGUUUUUGCUGUUCCUGAACUGUGUAUGGCAGUUAUUGGAGCAGUACCCAGCAGCCUUCGAGUUCACAGAGAUGUACCUCACGGUUCUGAGCGACAGCAUGUGGGUCCCAGUGUUCAGCACGUUCCUUUUCAACUGCCCACGACAAAGGGCAGAACACAGCCGGGACUUUGCCCUGAGUAAGAGUAUAUCCCUGGGAAGGGACAAAGUUCUGCAGUUCCCCCCUGUGUGGGACUGGUCACAGCAAUUCAGCCUAAAAGAUCAGACCCUCUUUAAUAACCCUCUGUAUGUGGGCAAGAGCGCCCCCUGUGUGCACAACGGCACAGUGCGGACGUUCACGCAUAAGCGCAGCAAGCAAAAAAACUACAGCUCCACGUUGCGAGGCCUGCCCUCAGAUCUGAAGAAUGGCAGUCUGUCUGUACUCGAUACUCUGCCACGGCGGAAUUCUCUGAUGCCGCGACUCCGUACGGAUGCUGCGCAGGUGAAUGAGAAGCAGGACAGUCCCGCCGAACACUUCUUGCAGCACUGGCUUUCUCGGCCCGCUGACCUACAGGGUUUGCUGCUGCCACAGCUCCUGCCUUCCCAUUUACCCCUGUGGAAGCUCUACUUCUUGCGCUGGGUGCCCGAGGCUCGCAUCCCUAACGGUGGCCCCAUCACCACCUUCCACAAGCUCUCUACGCUGGUGGACGAGAUCGAAGUUCUGCAGAAUCAGCUGAGGCAGUACACAGGAGGGGCGACUCCAGUACGCAGUUGUCCCAGCAGCCCCCAGGAUGAAACCGGCAAAAUGUUCUUCAGGGCAGGAUUAUCUCAACGCGAGUCCUCUUCUCCUCCCGAGUACCUUAGUUCCUCGUUCCCUUUCUCGCCUGUGGGCAAUCUGUGUCGGCGCAGCAUCCUGGGAACUCCCCUCAGCAAAUUUCUCAACGGAGCCAGAAUCUGGUUGUCCACAGAGACGCUGGCCAAUGAGAACCAUUGAAAACCUUUGGCCUGAUUAGAGGCCUCAAACAGCAAUUGUAUUGGUGUAGCGUCAUCGUGAAUUCUCUAUAAUGUUCUCCCCUUGUCCACACUGGUCCAUUUGGCUAUUCAGUUUUUUCUGAAAGCUCAUUAGCCAAAUAUUUCUGGUUGGUUAUGAUGUGUAUUUGGUGAGGUGGGAAAAAAAUGUCAUAGCUAACACUGAAUGAGGCUGACAUUAAGAUAGGGAUUCUUGUAUUUCUGUGCUGGUUUGAUUUAAUGAGGGAUUUAGUCUGUUGUCAAGUAGGCAUGAGCCGAUAUUAGACUUUCAUAUCACCGCAAAUGCUCAAAUCUUUAUGGUUUAUAAUAUUAUUAUUGCAACUCGUGUCAUUUUAAAGAAAUUAUGCCUCAUUCUAAGAUGUUCUGUUUUUUCUCCAUUUCCCAUCUGGCAUUUAAUGAAUAUUGCAUUAGGGUGUAAAAAUCGGUACAUGCCUAUUGUCUAGAAUUUUUGCAAGUUUUCAAGUGAGGUGUUUUUUUUUUUCCCCCUUUGAUGAAGCAUCACUAUAAAAUCCGCACAUUCUAAUUAUUUCCCUCUUUUUAAACCACCAGUACUGGUUGCUUUUAUGUUUUUUUGGGAGUUCUGGCAUUUAGAUUAAUGAUGAUGAUGAAAGUAGGAUUGUAAUUUAAGUCUGUGGUAGAAGAAUCUUAACACUUUAUUUUAGUAUGUAUAGAUAUAUAGAUUUUGUAAGCAACCUUCUGGAAAGGUCUUACUGUUUGGUAGCUUUUAAUAAAAUUGGGGUUUGCAGGGAUUGCCCAUAAUAAAACCCCCCAGAAAACACAGGUGACAACUGUGCACUCGGAGUGAACUCUAACACACACACACACACACACAGGCUGGCCCUCGUCUUGUUAGAUCCCUCUCCCAACAGAAGCACAGAAUAGCUGCUCUAAAUAACUGACUACUGCUCCUAUCAGUCUGCUGGUUGAACUGGUACAGCAGUCGAGUGCACCGUAUCCCAGUAGGCACAUAGUGAAUUAGCUUUCGAUCAGAGAGUCAAGUUUAAAAAUGUAGGUUAGGGGUUUAUUGGGUAAAAGGCAGCACUUGUUACCUCUGUGUUGUUUUUUUCUUUUAACUGGACACUCAUUCUGUUUCGUAUGAUCUUUAGCUUUUUUUGUAGAGACGAUUAUCUUUAGAUGUAGAUCAGGGUUUGAGACGGGGUGGACGAUAUGCUGAUAUCAGUAUCGCAAUAAAUUAUGAUCAUACAACACGUCAAGUUAUAACACAAUUUAAGAAUUUGUCCUAUUACUCACCUUAGUUAAUUAAUAACUUCACCCUAGUUUUUCUUUUUAAAAAACGUGUUUAUUACAAUUUUUAUUUAGUUGAUCAACUAAAUUGCUGAGGAUGUAAGUAAAACAAUCGUGUUGUAAGAAUACCUUCGGAUAUUUUUUGUUUUCAUUUAAAAAAAAUUUAAACUGGAAAUAUCGCCCACCCUUACUCUGUGAACACGUACUUGGAUGCCAUAUUUUUGUUUAAACCUUUUAUUGUCUUGAAUAUGGUACUUUUCCUUCCAUUUAUCCUUAUUAAUAUUUUUUUGUGAUCAUUUGACCACUAAUGCAGUGCACUCAAAGCUGUGGAUGAAAAAAGUUACUUGAUAUAACACAUGUAGAUCUUUUUUUCUUUGUUUUACAACAAACAGCGCUGAUAUUUAUUCAGAUAUGCAAAGAAGCUGAACCGGGGUUAUUUAUUCUGAUCCUGUGUGCCUUUUUGAAAUUGUGGCCUUGCUAUUUGAGUGGAUGUUUUCUUUCUCUUUCUCUCAGGCUGUAACAUGCCGGCACUGCCUCCUGUAACAGCGGCUAAACUUAACAUAAUUCCAAAGCUGUUUGUGUGUGUGUAGAAUUGUGUAAGCUAUGAGGUGGUCAGCUGGGCUCCUGUACAUCCAAAAGGUUCUGAUUUAACUCUUGUCAACUAUUCUCGACUCUGAGCCGCUAUGCGAGAUACGAUGCUUCUGAAUUAUUUCUUUGAAAUUAAAAAUGGGUUGACAA